This is a messenger RNA of Porites evermanni, 1420 nucleotides long. NCBI's taxonomy places the organism in Eukaryota, Metazoa, Cnidaria, Anthozoa, Scleractinia, Poritidae. The record is from the annotation of a GenBank genome assembly.
AGAACCCACUUUGAUAAUAAUGGAAAUGCAAAUAACGCGCUGUCUAUUUUCUGGGAGGUAAGGAUCAACCUGACCUUAAAACUCAUUCUCAUACACACCCAUAUCCAAAAGCAAAGCAACACAAAACUUUGCAGAACUUAGUCACAUGCGUGACUACCACCUAGCAACGGUUCGCUGGAUCGCAAAGUUUCGAGGACGACCGGGCGAAGCCUUUCUAGGCAAAUUUAAACGUCUUUUAAGUUUUCUAGACCAGUCGUUUGGGUUAAUUUUUAACAAUAAUUUAACUCGGCUCGGAAUGCUUCACUUGGUGGCACUCAGAGCUUUGAGGUCAGAGUCAACGCUUAGAUGCUUGUAAUCCAGUGAGCUGUUGACCAAAGCCUGCAAAGGGCCUUUUGGGCCAGUUUCAAAAGCUGAGCAGUGUAAACCUAAAGAAAUCACAUUGACAUUCACGGAUAAAUACUAGCAGCCUCGGUGAAAACACUCAUUAUUCAGCCUAAUAAAUUAAUUUCGUGCAAGCAGAAGAGCCCGCAAUCGUAAUCUUCAGGUUGCUGGUACGAAUGGCGCUUGGCAAGUAUGUAACGAGCGUUCGUUUCGAUUUCCACUAAGAAUGAAUUGAGUGCCGAGAGUAGAACGCAAUCUGAUUACGCGCGGUUUCACCUUCUAUCACUCGUAAUCUGAUCACGCGUGUUUUGACCUUCUAUGAUGUGAAACGUAGGGAAAACACGGCGUUGGACCAAGGGCGUUUAGACCUUCGAUCGAUCUCGCCCGCACUCCAUACCUUCGGUUAUUACCUGUUCAACAGUUAUGAACGUAAAUUAAUCAGUGUGUGCUAAAACCUAUGUUCGAUUGUCCGGGACAUGUAGAAAUUUAGUUCGGACAUGUAAACCUUUGACUUGAAAUGUCCGUGGGAGAAGUACAUUAAAUAUUUUAAUUAGAAAAAAAUAAAGAAACAGUUGAAAAUGGUCUUCAAAUUACAGUAGAAUUAAAAUUCAUCUUAAAAGUCAAAAAGCAAACCUCAUGUUUGACGAAAUAAUGUUAAAUAUUCCUUUUAACUUCCCCAUUCCACGGUCUUUUCAUUUACGAGCCUAGUUUAGGUUUAAGUCAACUGUGAUUAAGGCCAAACUUUUUGGGCAAGAACUCUUUGGUUUUGGACAACCAAUCUUCAUAUAGUGCUUGUCCUAAGGACGAGUGGAUAGGAAAUUUUUCUCUUAAUCUGUUAAUUAUGUCAUGCUUUUUAUUGUAGGUUUUGGGGAAAUACCGUAAAGCGUAUGGUCCUGAGCCAAUCCGUCGCUGUGGCAACUGUAUCGGCGGGGAUGGAGACAAAUUGAAAAGAUGUGCUAACUGUGAGGAAGUAUAUUGUAGCAAAGAAUGUCAAGUUCUGGCCUGGGAAAAGGGCUAUAAAAACCUCUGCAACAAGUAA